AUGCCGGUGGACCUCCACAGUGCGGUUUGCCCUUCUUGUGGGGGCUAUGUCGUCCUCCAGGCCGCGGAUCGAAACGAGAACGACGCCGCGUGCGCACUGCAGACCUUUGCCGUCCUGAAAAAAGUUUUGACGACGGCGACGACCGCCCCCAUGACGGAGAAGCCGGAAACCAACGGCGGCCCCCUCGCGGCGGCCAAACUACGGCGCGCCGUCUCGACACUGGAGGCUGUCGUGGAGGAUUGGUGCCAAUCCCCCGCGCUGGGACUUCACGACGACGCCCUCCACACAGUCCGCCCCGGGCUCACGGCGGAUCUGCAGGCGCUUCUUCAAUUUUUAGAACCCUUUUACCCCCAACUCGACCUCACCCGCCGCGCGGCCGCCCUGCUCAAGCAAUUCCUGACCUUUAUGGACCGCCGAUGUGGGGUGUCGGAGACGACCUACUUCAGCCCGAAGGAGAUCUGCCCGGAAUGUUUGGGCAGCCACCCGCGCGAGCUUUGCUUUUUUCACCCCAAACAAUGGGUGUGUGAGAUGUGUGGUGAGGUCGGGGUUAACAAAGGCCUUGGGCGCUAUCUUUGCACGCAAUGCCUUGCUCUGCGUCCUUGUGUGCGGGAGCUCUUUCCUGCGGAGUGUUGGGAAUGCACGCGGUGUCGGCGCGCGAACAUGGAGUUUGAGAGGUACUGCAUGCACUGCGGCCAUGGGCGGCCCAGGGAAGCGAACCCCACCCUCGCCGAUACGCGUAAUGGUGUGGAGGCUAAGGAAAAGGACAUCAGCGGCGACGCUAACGAAAGCGGGUCCACGGCGACGGGGGUAUGCCAACGCAUACCGUUCUGCCCGAUCAGAUGCACGCGCUGCGGCGAGGUCUAUAUCGACCUCCGAUGCUUGCAAUGUUGUGGACAUCUUUCCGGGGUACUCAUGAACACCAUCAUCGUGGAAAUCAAACGGCAUGAGCGGCAUCCACGCCGGCCGGAAAUCGUAGUGGCGCACCGCCCACCGGAUUGUCUGCGGGCGCAUGAGGAUCCCAUGCGGUCGGUGCUCUUCUACGAAGGUCGCUCAACACAAGAGGUAGUCAAUCAAGGCGAUAUCGAACCAACAUGCAUGCCGUGA
This is a messenger RNA of Phytomonas sp. Hart1, 1104 nucleotides long. Lineage: Eukaryota; Euglenozoa; Kinetoplastea; Trypanosomatida; Trypanosomatidae. The record is from the annotation of a GenBank genome assembly.